Molecule: messenger RNA, 1509 nt
Organism: Mucor velutinosus
Lineage: Eukaryota; Fungi; Mucoromycota; Mucoromycetes; Mucorales; Mucoraceae
Exons: 6
Coding region: 1-1509 (502 amino acids)
Biological process (GO): protein transport
Cellular component (GO): cytoplasm
Source: RefSeq, a predicted model, not a curated record
AUGACAAACACUAUGGUAAACGCACCUCACAGCAGUACAUUGGCCAUUCCAUCCUUGUCUCCUCCUGAAUGCGCCAACACCGCAUCAAGCACUGCGUCUUCAGCAUCAUCACCACGAAGGUUAUCACAGACAAUUACAGAUAUCGUUACAGGAUCAAACCCAAAUACAACUCGCAGUAGAUCAGGCUCCUCGCCAAGGUCGCCUUCGCCUACCCAUGUAGAGAUACAAACCCCAAAGAAGCUGUCUAUUGAGUUCGAAGGCGGAACACACAUCAUUGUGAGACCAAAUCGAAUCAUUCGAGGCGUUGUUCAUCUCAAGACGCCGCAGCCCAUUCAAGCCAGUCAAAUCAGAAUCAGAUUUCGUGCCGAAGAAGUAGCAACAGCCAAAGUAAAGGAGUAUGGAUUAGAGAACAAAAUUGAACGCAUUGAUCAGUCCAUCACCACCUAUUUCGACGUGAGUACCAAAGUGUGGGGAACGGAGCCCAGUGCCUAUUUAAUGAGUCCGUGGGAGGUGAUUGAACCGGGAGAACAUCAAUACCCAUUUGCAUUAAAGUUUCCCAAUGUGAAUUUCCCUCCCUCCACCGAUGAUCCUGUUGGGUUUUCGAUUCACUACAUUUGGUCUGCUCACUUGGAUGCCCCUUCCUUCAACCCGGGCGCUCGGUCAAAAGAAUACAUUAUGCCUUAUAGACCCAUUGUCUGUGCUCCCCCUACAAAGGAGUGGGAGUUUACUCAAACAACCUAUCAGGCGGAUAAAAAGACUCCAAUCGCCAAUGUCAAAGCUAAAUUACCAAGAAGAGCAUUUUGUCCAGAUGAGGAUGUUGAUAUGGAGUUGCAUGUGGAUAGUAUUCCAACGGAUCUCGUGGUAACCAACGUCCACUUUACGCUCAACAAAUGCUGCACUGGCCAGAUCCAGAUACAACGGGGUCUAGCACGCAAAUCAAAGGUCAGGAAAAUCAUUGGCGGCUCUCUUCCUGUUGGAGGCAAUGGAGGAAGUAUUCGUUUGCCAGUCAAGUUCCAUGUGCCUACUCGCCUGGUGUCACCUAGUUUCCUCUCCCGUCAUAUCCGAGUGCACUAUGAGAUGGUGUUUACUAUCCAAUUCACAAGCCACGGUGGCCUCCUCAAAUCCACGCCAAGCUGCGAGUUCUCUAUACCCAUUGGCAUCACUAAUCUACCGCACAACCAUCUCUUGCACAUUCCCAACCUCACUUCUGUGCAAUCUUACCUUCAAUCAAAGGAGUCACCCAUCUUUUUUGAUCCAUUUUUAGAUGAACCUCCUUCGCAAUCCAGCAUUCCAAGUGAAUUAUGGGGCCCUUUGACAGCUGCAUUGACAACACCUCCGAUCACGUCACCCCCAAAUUACUUCAGUUUAUCGGAUUUGCCAUCCCAAUUCAUCCAGAGAGAUCGAGAAGAGCGUACUAUAUUCACAAGUCGAUUGAUCAAGCCUGGUAUGGCUCAGGAGUUGGGUGAUCCCAUCGCUAUUGUGUCCGAGAAUAAGGACUGUGAGUGGUAG